AAGACGAGGAGAGGAAGAGCAUGGAGUUAAAGGGAGCUCCACCAGAGAGCGAGGAGGCAGCAGGAGGCAAGGUGACCAACUGAUUGAGCCCUGGUGUGGUGGCAGUGGGCGGGGCCUAGCCUGCUAAGCCACCGCCUGAUUGGCCGGUGAUGAUUGCAACAGGCGGCCUCCUGCGGAUCAACGCCCGGCGACAGGACUCGCUCCGCUCCAAAACACGCAACACACACACACACAAGAAGAAGGCCAAGAAGAAGAGGAGGAGCGAGGUAGUGGUGGUGAAGGGGAAGCUGAAGCUGUGUUCUGUCUCUGGUCUCGUGGCGGCGCUCGGCAUUCUGGUCCUGCUGGUGGGCGUGGUCAUGGCCGCUCUGGGUUACUGGCCUCGGGAGGGCCUGUUCUUCUCUGCCCAGCCACAGGAGGGCGCCACGCCGCUCCCUCUGUCCGCUGCUAUGGCGACUGCUGCCACCACCGCCACUGAGGGAGGAGAGACCACCGAGGAAGAGGAGGAGGAAGAAGAGGAGGAGGGAGGUGAAGGAAGAGGAAUGACAGAUUUUUUUAACGGGACAGAGAACAUUAACGAUACAACCUGGCAACUUCCAAGAGGAUUCCUGCAGGAAUUCCUGGACAGGUAUCUGUAUUCUGAUAGGCUGAAGGUCUUUGGUCCUCUCAUCAUGGGAAUCGGCAUCUUCCUCUUCAUCUGUGCGAACGCCGUCCUGCAUGAGAACCGCGACAGGAAGACGAAGGUCAUCAACCUGCGGGACAUUUACUCGACCGUCAUCGACCUGCACAGCGUCCGCAAGCCGGCCGCCGCCCGCCGCCCAUCAGCCAAUCCGCUCAACGGCCUCGUGAACUACGUCCAAUCCAAGAGCCUGGAGGCCAAACCCAAGGCGGCAUCACUGUUGGCUAAGAAGGGAGGUGGAGGGGGAGGGGAGGAAGGAGGGGGGAGGAGGCUGUUGUCGAGGCAACUGUCACUAGGCAGCAGUGGGAGCAGAGGAGGAGGAGUCGAGGGAGGAGAGACAGAUGCGGUGUUCAGCAUCUUCCAGGAGCACGGAGACACUCUUCGUCCCCUCUCCUCAUCCACCUCCUCCUCCUCCUCCUCCUCCUCCUCCCGCCUCCCUCUUCACAUCCCCCACUCAGGCCCCGCCUCUGAAUUCUACUUUUGGACCUCCAGGCAGAAGGAGUCGCUCAACUCCUUCACCUUACCGCUCACCAGAGGCCGAUCAUCACCCCGCCGCCCGCCGAGGAGGCACUCCGCCCAGGCGGGCACGGGGGGAGGUGAGGCGGAGCCGUCUGACGGAGGAGGAGAGAAGGAGGAGGAGAGGAAGGAGGAAGUGCAUGUGUGUCCGCCGCCUCCCCUCCCCGCCUCCCCUCCCCCCUCCACCAGGCUCUGCACGGUUUCUCCCCAGCCUCCUGGAUCGUUCCGCAGCUCGUCCAGCCUCCACACGGCGGGAGGCUCCCGAGCACUCCUCCUGCUCUCCUCCUCCUCCCUCACCCCCUCUCACCUGUCCCUGUCCUCCCUCUCCCACCUCCUCUCCUCCUCCUCCCCCACACCACCCGUCCACACGCCGGCCGAGCGCGCCAGGAGGCGGAGCUGCCCGUCGGGCUACAGCAAGCUGGCUCAUAGCGAGGGCGAGUCGUUCGAGUCAUCAGAGGCGAUGACCGAGACGACGACUUCCUGUCAUGUGACAGCCGAGGUCUGGGGUCAGACGUCGGGAGGGGGAGGGGAGGGCAGGGAGGACAUGACAUCACAGCGGAAGUAUUCCAACAAGGAGAAGCUGAGGAUGAUAUCGCAGACAGACGGCGGUCCGCCGCAGGAGAGGGAGGAUGAGGAGGACAGGAAGUGAAAAAACUCAGCACUUUGUUAAGUCAAAUGAUUCGAUUACUGAGAGACGGCGUUCACGUUGCCCGCCCCUCAGCGCCGCAGACUGUGCGAUCUCCCGCUCGCUGUCACAAAUCACUUCAACUUCUAGUAACCAUGACAACAGACCAUGCAGAUGAGAAAGUAAAACCCAACAUGCAGCGUGUUUUCAUUUUAUUUUAUUUGAUAAUGCAGAUAUGACAACACAAUAAAGACUGACGAGCACAAACCUCAAAACAAAACAAACAGACAGUCAACAACAACAACAACAACAACAACAACAACAACAAGAUGUUCUGGUGGCACUCAUCCAGCUCUGUCUACGGUUCUCAUCUGGAGCUCCUCCAGUGAACCAGUAAUGUUCCGCUGUGGAACCAGUGGAUGUUUCUGAAUGUAAAGAACCCCAACAGGAUGAAAAUAUUCCACGUGGUGCAGACUAACCCUGCAAACACCUCCUCUGUCAGGCACAACCAAAACAUCUCACCUCACCCCAUCCCAUCCCGCCUCGCCUCGCCUCGUCCCAUCCCGUCCCACCUCGUCCCAUCCCGUCCCACCUCGUCCCAUCC
Molecule: messenger RNA, 2421 nt
Organism: Myripristis murdjan (pinecone soldierfish)
Lineage: Eukaryota; Metazoa; Chordata; Actinopteri; Holocentriformes; Holocentridae
Gene: tmem200ca
Product: transmembrane protein 200C, genome duplicate a
Exons: 5
Coding region: 150-1841 (563 amino acids)
Source: RefSeq, a predicted model, not a curated record